AUGCCUUUCCAUCCUGUGCACACCGGCCUCCUGUACAAAGGCAAUUACCUGAGCGGCUCACUGUCCGAUGGCAGCGACAUCGAGCAGUUGGCUAACAUUUCCGAAGAGGAGCUAGAGGAAAUAAGAGAAGCCUUUCGAGUUUUGGAUCGUGAUGGCAAUGGUUUCAUUUCCAAGCAAGAACUCGGAAUGGCGAUGAGGUCCUUGGGUUAUAUGCCCAGUGAGGUAGAACUGGCAAUCAUCAUGCAACGACUAGAUAUGGAUGGUGAUGGGCAAGUGGACUUUGAUGAAUUCAUGACGAUACUCGGCCCUAAGCUGUUGUCAUCUGAGGUGCGGGAAGGUUUUCAUGGCAGCACAAUAGACUCCAUAUUUUGGCAGUUCGAUAUGCAGAGGAUUACACUGGAAGAACUGAAGCACAUAUUAUUUCAUGCAUUUCGGGACCAUUUGACAAUGAAAGAUAUUGAGAACAUCAUCAUAACUGAGGAGGAAAGUCUGAAUGAAAGUUCAAGUAACUGUCAUACCGAAUUUGAAGGUGUGCAUUCACAAAAGAAGAACCGACAGACGUGUGUGAGGAAGAGCUUGAUCUGCGCAUUUGGUGUGGCUUUCAUCAUCAGUGUCAUGUUGAUUGCAGCAAAUCAAAUUCUCAGGAAUGGCAUGGAAUAG
Molecule: messenger RNA, 660 nt
Organism: Rhincodon typus (whale shark)
Lineage: Eukaryota; Metazoa; Chordata; Chondrichthyes; Orectolobiformes; Rhincodontidae
Product: calcium-binding protein 8
Exons: 6
Coding region: 1-660 (219 amino acids)
Molecular function (GO): calcium ion binding
Source: RefSeq, a predicted model, not a curated record